Didymosphaeria variabile is the source of this 2127-nucleotide messenger RNA. It is a transcript of the gene PCF11, whose product is annotated as mRNA 3' end processing factor. The record is from RefSeq and is a predicted model, not a curated record. Bases 1 to 2127 code for a protein of 708 amino acids. Gene Ontology annotation, molecular function: mRNA binding; RNA polymerase II complex binding. Gene Ontology annotation, cellular component: cytoplasm; mRNA cleavage factor complex. Lineage: Eukaryota; Fungi; Ascomycota; Dothideomycetes; Pleosporales; Didymosphaeriaceae. The transcript is spliced from 5 exons. Gene Ontology annotation, biological process: termination of RNA polymerase II transcription.
AUGUCUUCUAUUUCCGAUGAGGUCGCUGCCGACUUCAAAGACGCCCUGCAAGACUUGAAAGUCAAUAGUAGACCUGAGAUUAGCAAUCUAACCCUCAUCGCGAAAGAGAACACAGAGCAUGCACAGGCGAUAUCAACUGUACUAGAGAACCACAUUCGAACCGCUCGCCCGGAAUGGAGACUCCCAUCUCUAUACGUGCUAGACUCGAUCGUCAAGAACAUUGGUACACCUUAUACAGUCUAUCUUGGUCGCGGCCUGUAUAAGACCUUCAUGGAAGCGUACUCGAAAGUGGACCAGCCCACCCGAAAGGCAAUGGAAGGCCUACUCCGGACUUGGAAGCAGCCCGUUCCUGAGUCGAUGGAUUCUCGUCCAGUCUUUCCUCCUGAGAUGACUAGUGACAUAGAAAACGCGCUUAACAAGAUGCGUUCUGUGCAGGCUCAAAUGCAGUCCCAGCGCCAGGUGCAUGCCUUACCUGCGAGGCCCGCAAUGGCUGCCGCUUGGAGGGACACACCAACUCCGCCGCAGAACGGUGCCCACUUCGGCGCACCGCCUGACCCUCGAGCUCGACAGGUCCCAGGCCAACAACAGUAUGGACAAUUUCCACAACCGACGCCGACGCCAGAUCAAUUUGUUCAGCCGCAGCCGUUCCCGCAACCUAUGGGUUCUGUUGAUCUGAACGAACUAAAAGAGGAGGUUGGCAAACUCAUUGCCAGCGCUCAGCAAGCCUUUGCAUGUAAUCUUGCGGACACUAGCUUGCAGCAAAGGCUGAACGCUCUCCUCGCGCUGAAAAAGAUGCUUGACACGCAGACUCUGCCGCCACAGUCACUCGAGGCCGUUCGCAACCAGCUUCGAGCAAUAGCGCCUCUGCCUGCACCUACGCCGGUGCAAAUGUCUGCCUUCGUCCCUCCUGCAUCAGUACCGCCGACUGUAUCCAUACCGCAGCAACCGGCGACGCCUACCUUUCAGCCUCCUGCGAGCGCUCCGCCCGUGAACCUUGCGCAGAUGCUCGCACACUUUCGACCAGGCGCUCCCGCUGUCACAAAUCCGUCUCCCGCUCCCGCGCCAGCAACACCUAAUCUAGCAGAUUUGAUAGCACGCUUGUCCACCCCACCGCAAACAUCGUCUACGCCAAAUGCAGUGCCAUUCUAUCCUCCACCAUUUCCAGCGCCCACCGCAAUGUCGACUCCGGUCCCUGCGCCUGCUCCAGCGCCAGCACCCGCGCCCCCAGCUGCGCCUGCCCCAGCUAAUCUUGCACAACUCUUGGCGAGCUUCAACAAGCCAUCUGCAGCGACUCCGGCAGCUCCAACACCACCUCCAUUCAAUCCCGCUCUUCCUGCCGCGAUCCCAAGUCUCAGUCAAUUGCUGUCGCAGUCUGCUGGUGCUCCCGUUGCACCGCCGCCUAACAAUGCGUCAUGGCUUCUGAAUGCCCUGAACGGAUUGCCCAACGCUGGCACACCCUCAAAUGCUACGCCUCUCGCCUCUGAGCCUAUGACACGACAAUCCUCUGCACCAGUUAAUGUCCUCAACGAAGUUGAACUGACAACUGCAUCGAUGAAGCAACCGCGUUUGCAUCUGAUCUCCCGGUUGUACGACGCAAAGCCCAAUAUCUGCACCACGUGUGGACGACGGUUCGAGGCGACAGCCCAGGGUAGAGAGAAGAAGGCUCGUCACAUGGACUGGCAUUUCAAGAUGAAGGACCCAGAUGCUGCGAAGCGUGGUAUUCAUCGGAGCUGGUAUUUCACGGAGAAGUUCAAGGAAUGGAUUGAGUAUCGCGAGGUCGAUGAGACGGCUCCCGACGACUCGACUAACGGCCAUUCGGGGGCGGCUGGGAGAGUCAAGAAGCAGGCGAAAGACCGAUACGUCCUUGUCCCACAAGACGUUACGCUCGCCCACGCGCCAUGCCCGAUCUGCCAGGAGAACUUCGAGCCGCAAUGGUCCAAGGACGCGAACGAUUUUGUGUGGAUGGACGCCAUCAAGGUUGGCGGCAAGAUCUAUCAUGCGACCUGCUGGGAGGAAUACAGCAAGGGCGCUGGCAUCGCCAUGCCGAGCACUCCAGAUUCUGUGCUUGGAAAGCGCACGGCAGAGACGGGCACACCCGCGUCUGGCAAGAAGCUGCGCGCUUAUUGA